AUGAAUUGUAAGGUGAUAGCUUGAAAUUUAAUUGUAAUUUAAAUUAAAAGGAUGGAACGGAAUGAAGGUCAUAUCAUCUCAAUCAAUUGGCCAUCUCCUUAUUUGCACAUAUGGCUUUGAAUAUUCAAAAAAUUAUUUUAUAUUACCUUUCUGAUGACUUUCAUCAAUAUUCAAAAUUCUUUGAAUGCGAUUUAGAAACAUUGAAUUUAUAUUUUUUUUUGGAACUAGAACCUGCAGUUUAGAUAAAGAGGCUCAGAUUUCACUUUACUUUGUCAUUUUUGGAAAAUUUGAAGCAUUGCAAAAAUAAAAAAAGCAGUAAAAGAGUUGAAAGCCACUUUGUUUAAAAGAGAGUUUUUUACAACUCGAAGGAUGGCCCGGACAGUUCGAAAAAACGACCAACUUAGAAUCUUUUGAUAUUUUGCGUAAUUGUUGUACUGUGAUAGCUGAACGUCAGCGUGAAUUUUUAGUUUCUGAAACUACCGUAUACGGGGGUUACGGUAGGUACAAUUUUCACAAAGAUUGGGUUCGUGUGUAAAAACCCCGAGGGGUAAAAGCACAAAACCUUGCUGUUUUACGUUUUUGACCAUGGGGAACAUUUUCAUAAUUGACAACUUUACCGUUGGAUGUUGCCUUCGACUACUUUGAAAAAUACCAAAGUACCGUAUUGAAUGUAACUUUUCGGCAUUCUACUUGUCUCAACUUUUGAAACCUCUCAAAAAUACUUUGACAUGUGUGUAACAACAUACCAAAAAUGCGCGAAAAUAAAAGGGGUGGUUUUGGAGUUACGGUACUUUGAAGGCAGCCGGUACGGUAUUUCAAAAAAUCAUUUUUUUCAAAACUGGUGUGGAAGACCCGCAAACCUUGCAAAAAUACGUUUUCGACCAUGGCGAACAUUUUUGUAAUUGACACUUUUUUUGUAGGAUGCGGCCUUCGACCGCUAUGAGAAAUGUCAAGAUACCAUGAUCAAUAUAACUUUGCGGCAUUAUACUUGUCUCAACUUUUGAAACCUCUCAAAUAUACCUUGACAUGUAUGCAACAACAUAUCAAAAAUGCACGAAAAUAAAAGGGGUGGUUUUGGAGUUUCGGUACUUUGAAGGCAGCCGGUACCGUAUAUCAAAAUUUCAUUUUUUCUAUACGUUUUCGAACCUCGCGAACAUUUUUGUAAUUGACACUUUUUUCGUAGGAUGCGGCCUUCGACCGCUAUGAGAAAUGUCAAGAUACCAUGAUCAAUAUAACUUUCCGGCAUUCAACUUGUCUCAACUUUUGAAACCUUUUAGAAACUCCUUGACAUAUGUGUAACAACAUAUCAAAAAUUUAGGAAAAUAAAAGGGGUGGUUUUGGAGUUAUGGUACUUUGAAUUUUGGACAUACAGUACACCUCGAUUUAUACUCGGCUCAACUUUACGUAGAUUGUCUUAAAAACAAAAUGUAAUGUUCUAUGUAUGUUGUGCGACCCUCAAAAACUAUUUUCACCAGGAAACUCAGAAAAUUUUGGCGUAAGCAUACUGUAACAUAUCGUGCGCAGAUAAUUGGUUACUGUAACAGCAAGAUCAGCGAUUUGUUAAAUGUUUUGUACUGAUUACCACGGUGUAGAGUCGUGUGUGCCAUACGAGAGUAAAAUCUUCCAAAUUCGGACAUCAGCAUCACAACAAAAGUUCGGUGUACUGUAUGAUCAAGAUUAAAAGUACCAUAACUCCAAAACCACCCCUUUUAUUUUCCUAAAUUUUUGAUAUGUUGUUACACAUAUGUCAAGGGGUUUCUAAAAGGUUUCAAAAGUUGAGACAAGUUGAAUGCCGGAAAGUUAUAUUGAUCAUGGUAUCUUGACAUUUCUCAUAGCGGUCGAAGGCCGCAUCCUACGAAAAAAGUGUCAAUUACAAAAAUGUUCGCGAGGUUCGAAAACGUAUAGAAAAAAUGAAAUUUUGAUAUACGGUACCGGCUGCCUUCAAAGUACCGAAACUCCAAAACCACCCCUUUUAUUUUCGUGCAUUUUUGAUAUGUUGUUGCAUACAUGUCAAGGUAUAUUUGAGAGGUUUCAAAAGUUGAGACAAGUAGAAUGCUGCAAAGUUAUAUUGAUCAUGGUAUCUUGACAUUUCUCAUAGCGGUCGAAGGCCGCAUCCUACAAAAAAAGUGUCAAUUACAAAAAUGUUCGUCAUGGUCGAAAACGUAUUUUUGCAAGGUUUGCGGGUCUUCCACACCGGUUUUGAAAAAAAUGAUUUUUUGAAAUACCGUACCGGCUGCCUUCAAAGUACCGUAACUCCAAAACCACCCCUUUAUUUUCGCGCAUUUUUGGUAUGUUGUUACACACAUGUCAAAGUAUUUUUGAGAGGUUUCAAAAGUUGAGACAAGUAGAAUGCCGAAAAGUUACAUUCAAUACGGUACUUUGGUAUUUUUCAAAGUAGUCGAAGGCAACAUCCAACGGUAAAGUUGUCAAUUAUGAAAAUGUUCCCCAUGGUCAAAAACGUAAAACAGCAAGGUUUUGUGCUUUUACCCCUCGGGGUUUUUACACACGAACCCAAUCUUUGUGAAAAUUGUACCUACCGUAACCCCCGUAUACGGUCGUUUCAGAAACUAAAAAUUCACGCUGACGUUCAGCUAUCACAGUGCAACAACUAUGCAAAAUAUCAAAAGAUUCUGAGUUGGUCGUUUUUUCGAAAUGUCCGGCCCUUGUUAUGAGAAGCUUCAAUCUGUAAAAAACUCUCUUUUAACAGGGGAAGUACUUCAAGUGUGACGCUCAGAUUUUCUUUAAAUUUUGCACACACAUCGGGUAUGGACUAAAUAUCAAUUCCUGAAAGUUUUAGCUCGCGCUUUGCGGGCGCCGCCGAGAUAUUGAACGAUUUUUGCCGCCGAGAGAGCACGCUCAACGUGGAGAGCGGUCAGAGAGAAAACCGCUUUUUGGCCAUAACUUUGGCAGUUUCGUGCGGAAAAAUUUGAUUUUUUGUAGAAACAUUAUUCUUUACGGUUGAAAUAGGCAUGAAACUUUUCGUGCCGAAAUUCGGCAAAAAGUCCCAAAUUUUCGCCGACUUUCGAUCUAAAAAUCUCGGUUGUUUCUGCAAAGCGCGAGCUAGGAUUCCCGCAUAUAUCUUAGAAAAAAUUAUUCUAAAUUUGUGCCAAGUUUCAUCAAAAUCUGAGCGUCACACUUCAAGUACUUCCCUUGUAAAUAAAAACCUAAAGUUUGCAGUUCCAAAAGGCUACACAAUAUAUUUAUUCACGGAAUAAAAAAUACGUUAAUCCUUUUCUUCAAAGGCCAUGAACUAUACUUACCCAAAUAAUUGGAUUAAAAAAUGACAUUGCAACUUUAAUUUACAACGGAUAAUUAAAUUGUAAUGAGCGCUGAUUUUGCUUGGCUUUCUCUUUAUUCGAUUACUUUUUUAAUAAUCUUUUUCUCAAACACUAUUUUGGAGCUCUUCUUUUUCUUAUCAAUUUCGAUUUUGAACAAAAAAAAAUUAAUUUUUAAAAUCAUUUUUUAGUAAAGCAAUUUCCAUUGACAGCGUCAUUUCUUUACAUAUUUGCCGAUGUAUUUUGAAGAAAAAUGGAACACUCUGAUGUCUGAGACAGCCUAUCUUCGGAUAAUUACAUAUUUCUUCGGAGUUCACAAUAUUUUUCUCCCUCGAACACUUUGUUGGAUGUCUAAAAUAAAUAAAUAUAAGGAAAGUGUUGAGGAUUCCGAAGUAAACAAGUAGAUUUGCUCACCGCCGACUUUGAAUUUAUUAUUCUCAGCGUUUUAAUUGUUUUUUACCAUUGCUUUUUAUCCCUUUUUAUUCAGAAAACUCAACUAAACUUUUGACGUCGUCAUCAGAGUCAGGGAAUAAACAUGUUUUACUUAUCAGCUGUAGUAGCCUUUGAGGCCUUUUCUUGUGGUAUCAAUGUAAUAUCAAGGUGAUUUGUUUUCAUGACCCUCAGACAUUUUUUGUUUUUCGUUUCUUCGGGACUCAAAAGCAGCGGGGAAGUUGACAAAUUUUUAGAUUUAUUUGACACCACAUAAGUCGUAUUUUGAUCUUACUGUAGAAGCAUUAUAGCUUUGUGAUGAGGCCACCACACCCCCCCCCCCAGUUACCGUAUCCCGUGAAUUCUCUGACGUAACUUUAUAUCAUUUGUAUUCCUUCUUUCUUUCCAGUUCUUGAACUUCAAAAUUUAAAUGAAUCCUUUAUUAUUUAUUUCUUAAUUCGUUUUUCUCUUUUUCCCUGCCACACUCUCUAAUUUCCGCUCUUUUUUCUCUCUCUCUGCACUCUCAUUUCUACACACUCUCUCUUUCUCGGUAAUUGUUUUUCUUCUAUUUUUGUCAACGUAAACCCGCCCUUCUGUCCAUGAAUUUCUGCGUGGCCAAGACCUUCUUUGUCUCUAAAAUAUAAUAUCUUAUUUUAAUGUGCUGGUAGCCGUUCUUGGCUUAGGAAAGUCAGUCCGUUUCGGGGUUUUUUAAUGUUUUGAUUUCUGCUGCAAAAACAAAUUCUUCUGGGGGCUUUCGAUUUCGGAGGCCUGAAAGGGGGGAGGGGGUUGUUUUCGACUUCGGGUCACGUUUUUCCGUGUGGAGGCCUCGGCGGAACGGAGAGAAAACACCAGCCGGACGAGGAGAGAAUGCACUUUGAUAGCCUCAAUCAUCUGUAAACAUCCCGGAGCAUGGAGCACUGAUUUCUAGCCGUUCGGGGGACGCCGUCGGAGACCCUUCUCAAGGUUUCACGGUUUGGAAAUGCCAGUCUGGAUAUAAACAACCACAUCGAGCCGGUUCUUUUUUAGCUUUUAAAGGACAUGUUUUCGUUUUUGCGAGCUCGAGGCGUUCUCCAAAUUCCCCUUUGGCAAUUUCUUUCUUUCUUGCAAAAACCCAGUAGCAGAUCGUGUUUUCUCUUGUUUUCGUCGUUCUGUUUUGAUCUCCCGCAAUCGGGUACUCUUCUCUAAUGUCAUGGGUUACAAUCUUUUAUCACUCUCUCAGUCUUUGAAAAUUAAUUUCAGGGGAACUAGCGAAAACAAGAGAAUUCUUGUUGCACGUGCCUGCUGUUCUUUUAUUUCUUUUCCUUUCCAGUAUCGCAUCCAAUCACGUUGUCGCUAGCCAUCUCCGACUCCGCCAAUACCUCGCACUCUCCGCGGCCGGCCGCUAAGCUGAAGGCAUUCUGGUCGCGGCUGAGGCCCCGUCGCCGUUCGUCCGAUCCCCGGCCCUGCAGCCCCGAACCCUCGACAUCACGGCCCACUUCCGGGGCCACCUCCGGCACCGAGCCUUCUGAAGAUUCGUCCGAAGCCAGUCGCUCCACCUUCGGAGGUUCUCCGCCCGAGGUCGGUGUGGACGUGAUCGAAGGGAUGAUGGGGACUCUCUCUGCCCGCAUGGAUCCCCUCGACGAGAUUACGGUAGUCGGGCACAAACGGAGUAUUUGUGGGGUCCCUGAGAACGAGCCGCUUCGAGAUCUCAGUUCUUCGAGUGCUACGACCACCGAUUCGGCUGUCUCGAGCACCGGGGAUCCACAAUCCAGAAGAUCUUCUUCUGGAUUCCAGGCCGAGAUUCGACCGAGGAGAUCUACAAUUAAUUCCAGAGUGGGUAUUCUGUGUUUAUAAUCAUCGGAGCUGCUCUUUUCUAAUGUUAUGUCUCCUGCAGAUGCCAGUUUCCAAACCGAGACCCAUGAUGAAGAUGACACUGCCCACACCAGAUGACUUGUCCUGGAGAAAAAUAAGUACCGAUUCCCAAUUCGAUGACGAGCAUUUCUCGGACGAUGACUUCGAGACUUGUGGAAUCAGUGGAAGACGAAUGUCCGUGGAUGAGAGAACCCUCAGGAAAGCCGUAAGUCGGACCUUCACCCCUCAUCUUCACCUUGUUCUUCAGAAUUACGCCAUUUUGCGUAAGAACGUGGACAGAUCGUUCGAGAUCGUUGGAGCAUUCAGUAAGUUCAGUCCCAUAAAGGCAGUCAACGGAAGACAUUCGUUUUGAAAAAUGGAGUUUAACUUUUUGCUUUCCCGUUACGAUCUGUAGACAUAUGACCUUUAUCAACAUUCCCCAUGCCCGAAAACAUCUGCUUAUCAUUGACAACUGAUUGAAUAUCCGCUUUCUGAGACAAAUACUUUCAGAAAAACAUCAGAGAUCGGCCUACAAGAACUACUUGCAAUCCUUCACUGCAUAUGACAUUACACCCAGCCAUGGAAUCUUAUUUACCAUCGACUCGGGGUUAACUAUCAGGAAAACAAUUCAUGCGAUGUGCGCUCAGUCAACCACUCAUCGGGCUGCAAUGGUCAGCAAUCAAGGUAAUCUUUGCAAACAAGACUACUCGUUAACCGUAACAAGGUCCGCUCCAUUUGCACUUACUUAUUACACAAAAAAGAAAAGAUUGUUGCAUACCGGUUUAAAGCAGCCAGUAUUACAGAAACUACUUUCAGAUGGGAGUUACAAUAUCUUCACCAUAUCCGACUUUUUGUUUUGUUUGCAAAAAAGAAAGAGCGAUCCGGAUCUGGGGGACCAAACGGUGGCCAAGUUCUCCGAAACAAUCCAAUCUAACAAAAGACUGGUGACAGCCAGUUCAGAGAUCUCGUAAGACCAGAAACAAACUACAUUACACCAUUACAGAGUCUGGGAUUUGGCUCGGCAAUUCCGAAUCAAUCACGUCCACAGGAUCCCCAUAAUGGAGGUGAAAGGGAUUCUGAGAACGAACGAACUUUUCUGUCUUCUCUCUCUGCGGCCCGUCUUCUUGGAGAUCAUCAAACUAGUCCAGACUAAGUGCUGUCUCUCUCCCAAUCUCGCCAAAAUCACUCUGGAUGAGGUCAAAUUGGGAAAAUGGAGUGGAUUAGCCACGGUAUGUGGAUGAAUCAUCGUGUAAUAUAAUCAAUAUUGUUAUUGAUUGUAGAUCCCGGAAGACACAAAAUGUUCGGACGCCAUCGACAUUAUCCUGGAAAAGAAGGUGGCCUGCCUUCCCUUGUUAGACUCAACUGAUACGAUCAGUGGGGUCUUCUGCAAAUACGAUGUUCUGGCAGCCGUUGCCGAGAAAGGGGAAGAUGGAAUAGACGAGAUUCUCGAAAUGAAAGUAAAGGUAGGGAAUGGGCUUUGAUCCCUUGAAAACACAUUACAGUGUAAUGUCUACAACUGAAAUAGUGAUCGUAUCUUUCAGGAUCUGAUUGAUCCCACAAAUUUGGAUAUGCUAAUUGAGCCGAAUGAGUCCAUCUUCUCUGCAAUUCUUCGUCUGACGGCCUCUCAGCAUCAAUGUGUUCUUAUUUGUCGGGCCAAUCGGUUGUUAGGAGUAGUUUCAUAUGCAGAUAUUAUUGACUUCUUGGCCAAUUCCGACAGGAUUAGUGGGGACAAUUAG
Molecule: messenger RNA, 7270 nt
Organism: Bursaphelenchus xylophilus (pine wood nematode)
Lineage: Eukaryota; Metazoa; Nematoda; Chromadorea; Rhabditida; Aphelenchoididae
Source: the annotation of a GenBank genome assembly